GUCUUUGUCUUCUCUCUCUUGUAACUCUCACAUAGGAAAGAAAAAAAAAACACAGCCGGUGUGUGUCCCUCCCCUUCCUCGUUGCAGAAAAACAUGAACGGCGGUGUCGGGUCUGGUUCUAGGGUUCCGAUGAUUCCCAACAAUGCACGGAAAACCAUCCAAGACAUCAGAGAAAUCACCGGAAAACUACACUCCGACGAUGAAAUCUACUCCGUCCUCAAGGAAUGCUCCAUGGAUCCCAAUGAGACAGCUCAGAAGCUUCUCUAUUUAGAUACUUUUCAUGAGGUAAAAAGGAGGCGUGAUCGAAAGAAGGAUGGAUUGAGCAGCAGGGCUUCUGAGGAGUCUAGGUUGAAGCCAGGUGGACAGGGGAGGGGGGGAAGGGGUGCUUCAGGGGGCUAUUCCUCCAACUUACCUGAUGGUGGAGGAGGGAGGAGUCUUGCUAUUCGAAGGGAAAAUGGAGUCAAUCACACUGUGGAGAGAAUUCGUGCUCCCUCUACUCAUCAAGAUUUGCUGAAAAAAAAUAAUACAGCAUCUCAAGGCAGAAGGGGCCCAUCUGUUGUAUCCCGUGGUGCUGUAAAUCAAUCCAAUGCGAAGUCUGGUCAUGGUUCUGCUAGCCAAUCUCUCGUAGGUAGUGUAGUGACUGUCCCAAAAAGCAGUUCCGCUGCUAAUGGCACUGUCAAUCAAGAAAAUCUCCGACCUCAAGCUGCUGCUGUAGCUGCUUCCCCUGAUCAAACCUUUGUCUCAGUUUCCAGCAUUGACCAAGAAAAGUCUCUGUCAAGUACUGAUCAAUCUCAAACUUCUGUGUCUGGUGUCUAUUCCCCUUCUUCGGAUCCUGUACUGGAACCAUCUAUCUCCCGGAAUCAUGGUGUUAAUGGUGCUAUUAGUAGGGAAGUUGGGAGUAACCGGAUAUCUGCUGGGCCAAAUCAUGUAAUGGGAAACAAACUUCAAGAAGAUGGUGAUUUAUCAGCAUCCAACAAUGAAAACUCAGGGUCUAUGAAUUCAACAAGCAACUUGAAUGCCACACAGAAGUCAAAUGAAGUUAUAAAUAAUCAGUUACCUGAGCCCUCACAACUCUCAUCCCCUCCAUCUCUGAAUGGUUCUUUGAGGUCAUCUUCCAGUUGCAGUACUGAACUGCCUCCAGCAGCGGAUGUCACAGAGGUUUCAACUUUAGAAGCUUGUGUGCAAUCUUCAGCUGAGUUGAGGCAUGUUACUUUCCCCAAUCAUUUCCAAGUACCUAAGGCUUUAAAAAGUGGUCUGACAUUUGGAAGCUUUAAUAAUACUUUUGGUCAAAGUGAAAGAUCCAGCAGAGGAACUGGUUGCGAAAAUAAUGCUUCUCCUGUUCUCGAAUCUUCUCUAGGGAAUGACGAAGCUGCUACUUCUUGCAGCAACCAAAGUGUGUCAUUGACUGCAGAAGGAGAUCAUCUUGAUUAUUCACAUCCCCCAACUUAUCUGAUUAAAAACACACCAGCUUCAGAAGGCACUUCUAUAACUGUUACUGACCCCAAGAUUGAUCAGCCGAAGCAGGAGGUACUGUUAGCACCUGAGGGCCAUCCAAAUCUGACUGUUCAAAGUGCUCAAAACUAUGGUUUGAAUUUCAUGUCCACUAUGUUAGGGACUCAGCAAGUUCAAUUUGAGGGAUCUGAGUCUCAAGCCCAAGAAACAUCACGUUUUCCGAACUUUGUUAGUUCAAGUUCUCAAGCUGUGUCCCCUAGUUCAACUCCACCUCUGCAGAACUCUAUACCUGUCUCUCCACAUCCAGCUUCUAUUUUCAGGCCACCAUACCCAGCUAACUUCUUCCCAUAUGGCCCCUAUUACCCCCCAUUUUAUUUGUCUCCAGUACACCAAUUUUUAACCCACAAUGGUUUCCCUCAACAGCCAUCAGCUGGCAACAUGUAUCUACCUGCAGCUGCCGCCGCUGCUGCAGCUGCCGGUAUCCAAUUCCCUCUUCAUCCGCAAUACAAGACGGGAGCAAAUACAGGAAAUGCGGCUCAUAUUGGAAUUCCUUCUGGAUCAUUCAUCACUCCAUCUGUUGGAUAUGCUCCUAGUCCGGCAGUGAAUACUGGAACCUCUGCUGGAAAUGAAGAUCUCUCAGUAUCUCAGUUGAAGGAAAACCAGAUCUAUUCAACUGGACAGCUGAGUGAAGGCUCUCCUAUGUGGAUGCAUGCACCACCUGGCCAAGAUAUGUCCAGUUUGCAAGUUAGUUCUUUGUAUAACCUUACUCCUCAGGGACAACACCUCACCUACCCCCCAACGCAGGGAUUUGCUGGUCUCUAUCAACCAGGACAGACAGUAGCGCCACCUUCUAAUCUUUUGCAGCAGUCUCAGGCUGCGGCGGCCGGGCCGGUUGAAACGUCCAGGCCUCCUUCAGCAACUUAUCAGCAGCAGCAGCAGCCUCAGCCUUCACAGAUUAAUUGGAAUUCUAAUUUUUAGGGUGGAACACAUUUUCUUGGUGCCAUAAUGUUAAAAUGCAUAUAUUUUGUGCUCAGGUCCAGGAAGCAUGAACACUGGACUGAUCAGUGUAAAUAAGAAAUGCGGCUCAAGAAUGAGAAAAGAAAAUUAGCAACUAUUUUUGGUGGAAUAUUUGGUGCUAACGAUUUGAAGGGUGCUAGUUGCAGAUCUUCUUUCUUUUCCUCCCUACACCCCCCCCCCCCCCCCCUCUCUCUCUCUCAUAUUAGAUUUUAUUAUUUUAGUCCUCAGUUUAUUUUGCCCUCACCUAUUCUUCUGCUUCUUAGAAAACAUCAUGUUGAUGCUAUAUUAAACAUAGUCAUUCUCAGUGAUAUUAUACUAAGGCAAUAGUCCAAGAGUAGGUGGGAUUUACCAAUUUUUCCGAUCUGUAUUCUCACCUGUAUAUUAAAUUUUUAUAGCAGAGGAAAUCGAAUUUCAGUUUCUAUUUGGUUCAUGAGAA
Lotus japonicus is the source of this 2905-nucleotide messenger RNA. Its product is annotated as GBF-interacting protein 1-like. The transcript is spliced from 9 exons. The record is from RefSeq and is a predicted model, not a curated record. Lineage: Eukaryota; Viridiplantae; Streptophyta; Magnoliopsida; Fabales; Fabaceae. The coding region runs from base 94 to 2430 and encodes 778 amino acids. Gene Ontology annotation, cellular component: nucleus.